Molecule: messenger RNA, 4386 nt
Organism: Nycticebus coucang (slow loris)
Lineage: Eukaryota; Metazoa; Chordata; Mammalia; Primates; Lorisidae
Gene: LPCAT1
Product: lysophosphatidylcholine acyltransferase 1
Exons: 14
Coding region: 120-1721 (533 amino acids)
Molecular function (GO): calcium ion binding
Source: RefSeq, a predicted model, not a curated record
CCAGCCGCGGUGCAUCCUCUGCCCGCGCCCAGCGCCCGGCGCCCCCCGGCCCCGGCCCUGCUCCGCGCCCCACUCAGCGCCCGGCCCACCCGGCUCCCCUGCAGCUGGGCCGCGCGGUCAUGAGGCUGCGGGGAUGCGGUCCCCGGGCCGCCCCCGCCUCCGGCGUAGGGGCCGGCGACGCUCGGCGGCUGGCGCCCCCGGGUCGGAACCCCUUCGUGCACGAGCUGCGCCUCCGCGCCCUGCAGAAGGCCCAGGUGGCCGUCAUGACGCUAACUCUCUUCCCUGUCCGGCUGCUCGUGGCGGCCUUCAUGAUGCUGCUGGCCUGGCCCUUCGCUCUCGUUGCAUCUCUGGGAUGUGCUGAGAAGGAGCCUGAACAGCCCCUGGCCUUGUGGCGGAGGGUUGUGGACAUCCUGCUCAAGAUCAUCAUGCGUACCAUGUGGUUUGCCGGCGGCUUCCACCGAGUGGUGGUGAAGGGGCGGCAGGCGCUGCCCACCGAGGCAGCCAUCCUCACGCUAGCACCGCACUCCUCCUACUUUGAUGCCAUCCCCGUCACCAUGACCAUGUCCUCCAUCGUGAUGAAGGCGGAGAGCAGAGACAUCCCGAUUUGGGGAACUCUAAUAAAGUACAUUCGCCCAGUGUUCGUGUCCCGCUCAGACCAGGACUCUCGCAGGAAGACAGUAGAAGAAAUCAAGAGGCGGGCGCAGUCCAACGGAAAGUGGCCACAGAUAAUGAUUUUUCCAGAAGGAACGUGUACAAAUAGGACCUGCCUAAUCACCUUCAAACCUGGUGCAUUCAUACCCGGCGUCCCCGUCCAGCCUGUGGUUCUACGAUACCCUAAUAAACUGGACACUAUCACGUGGACGUGGCAAGGCCCUGGAGCGUUUAAAAUCCUGUGGCUUACCCUGUGUCAGUUUCACAAUCAAGUGGAAAUUGAGUUCCUUCCUGUCUACACACCCUCGGAGGAGGAGAAGAGGAGCCCCGCACUGUACGCCAGCAACGUGCGGCGCAUCAUGGCAGAGGCCCUGGGCAUCUCUGUGACCGACUAUACAUUUGAGGAUUGCCAGCUGGCCCUGGCAGAAGGACAGCUUCGCCUCCCUGCUGACACCUGCCUCUUAGAAUUUGCCAGACUCGUGCGUGGCCUCGGGCUAAAACCAGAAAAACUUGAAAAAGAUCUGGACAAAUAUUCAGAAAGUGUUAAGAUCAUGAGAGAAGAGAAGAUCGGGGUUUCAGAGUUCGCCGCGUACCUAGAAGUCCCGGUGUCUGAUGUGCUGGAAGACAUGUUCUCGCUGUUUGAUGAGGGCAACGGCUGGAUGGACCUGCGAGAGUACGUGGUCGCCCUGUCUGUGGUCUGCCGGCCGGCCAAGACGUUGGACACCAUCCAGCUGGCAUUCAAGAUGUAUGGGUCCCAGGAGGAUGGCAGCAUAGGGGAGGGCGACUUGUCCAGCAUCCUCAAGACCGCGUUGGGGGUGGCGGAACUUCCUGUCACAGACCUUUUUCGAGCUAUUGAUGAGGAAGAGAAGGGGAAGAUCACAUUUGCUGACUUCAGCAGGUUUGCAGAAACAUACCCCAACUUUGCAGAAGAGUAUUUGUAUCCGGAUCAGACAUACUUUGAAAGCAGUGCCCAGACCCCACCUGCAGCAGCCCCGAAUGGCUUCUGUACUGACUUCAGCCCUGACAGUGUGGACGUUGGCAGGAGGCCAUCCCAUAAGAAACUGGAGUAGCAUGGGGCUGCAGAGGGACACAGCCUCUCCCAGCAUGACUGCCUGCGUCCAGGCAGCUGCUGGCCCCCCUGCAAGUGGCAACCGGGUCUCGCUCCCUGCUCCCGUGUCCAGGCGCUGUGUCCAGGCCCAAGUUACAGACGACUUCGGGGUUUGUUUUCGUUUCUUUGCGAAGUCUCCAUUUCAGACCAGCGAGUGGAGAAUUCGGAAGGAGCCUGCACGUGUCCCCACCUGUGGAGGGCAGGGGCUCCCCCUGGCUGGUCCCCUCUGGGGUGCUAGCUGCAGUGUCCUGCUGUGGGUCUCCCUCAGUCUCUCACUCCCUCGUGCACAAGGCCAGGGCCUCCUACGCACACACACUGGAAGCAGAACUUCCGCCUGCGUGUGAUUCCAGCACAAAAUUCUGCCCACCUCUGUGGGAUCAUGGCGUGGCAGGGUAUUGCCUGAUUUUUAAACAUUUCUAUAUUUGUGUGAAACUCAUGAGGAUUUUAUAACUUCAUUUAGGUACUUCAGGAAACAUUCCACAUUUUUUAAAAAAAAGAAAAUUGUUUUUCUACUUCAUUUUCCUUUUAGGGUCAGAGACUAUUUAUUUAUAGGCCUUUUUUGAUAGCAUUCGAGGCUGUUUCGAGCUUUGACCUAAAUUUCUAUUGGGCCUCUCUCCACCAGGUUAAACUCCUCUUCUCCCGUUUGGGCCCCAGCAGGGGAGAUUCAGCCACAAGGUCCCGGUCCCAGCUCCAGGACACUUUUUCUGCUUUUUUUGAUCUUUUUUCAAGACCCCCCUCUUUUGUAUCGACGUUACCAGUUGGGUAUUUCUGUUUUACUAUAACGCAGUCUACUUCAUUGUGUCCUCCACCUCCAGUCGGGACUGAACAUGGUAGGAAGUGAGAGGCAGAGGCAGCAGCGGGAGGUCACCAAGCUGUGUAGUGUGUGACCUCCUGAGCAGCCCUGGAGACUCUGGCCAGGCGGGCAGCUCCUCCCUCCUCUCUGCUUGGGUUCUCUGGCCUUCAGGGUGUGGCAUGUGGCAGCUGCUGACCAGCCACCUUCCUGUGUGCAGCCUUCGCUUAGGGAGGGGUACGCCGCAUGGUGGCGUGUGGGAGGACCAGGACAUUUGGCCCAGGUGGUGCCUCCCUGCAGCACCACCUCCUGACAUUGGGCCGGGUGUGUCCCAGGAGUAGGUGGUUCUGUCCCCUCUUAAAGGGGGAGAGGAAGGGGCUUUGAGGCACUGGGACUGGAGACAUUCGGUGUGACCUUUAUCUUCUGCCGCCACUUUUUCCACCAUUUUUAUGGUAUAAUGAGAAGCUGGCCUAUAAAGCACAAUAAUAACUAUAGACUUCGGUUUGUCUGCUAAGCAAAGCCUCUGGGUUUAUUUGGGGAAACAAAUUUUUCUGAGGUGAACUGAUUUUGUAUUCAGGGUGUCUCUGUAGAAAGUGACCACGAGGCCAGUAAGUGCAGGAGAAAAUGUUUACUAACCUCCUCAGUGUGGUGCCCUGCGUUCCCCACUGACAGGCAUUAGCGUCAAGGAGCCGCCCACCCUGGUCACGUCACCCCGUGGCUCUAGCACAAGCACUGCCAGAAACACAGACAGGGAUGGCAGACAGAAGCCGAUUUCUGGGCUCCUGGCUUAUUGGACACGGGAGAAAUGCUAACGUAGCCUUGGUAGCAAUUGAUUUUAUAAUUAUAGAAUGCAUAAAGAUUCAUUUUUAAAAGAGAACAGCCUGCACGUGACCAGUGAAGGAGGUUAAUAAACUAAGAUAUUCCAAAGGAAGGGCCCGCAGCUCCCCUCCCUGAGUCUGCGGAUGAAGGGUUUUUUUAACGAAAUGCCACUGUGCAUUUUCAGAAAAAAAAAUCUCUGAUAAACAGACUUUGAAUGGAUGUUUGUUCCUCCUGAUUCUCUUUUCUUGCACCGCAAUGUCACGGUGUUUGGAACUGUGAAUGUACAUAGUAUGGGGUUGGCUCCCUUCUGCAUGACCACGGCGCCUGCCCUCAACCGCAGAGAACUUUGGAUUUUCAGCGGAAUUAAUAAAACACGAAGGCUUAUAGACUUGCAGGUGUAUUUUGGUGUGUGUUUAUUAGACACUAUGACAGGAGACAACCCCUGUAUUUUCGUGGUGUGGCUCUAGCAUGUUUGGAAAACAGAGUAAUUGAAAUUCUAUAGAAAAAGCUUUCUGGGGGUCAGAAGGUUGCUGUGAAGUCUGGUGUGUCUGAUAUUAUGUGGACAGCAGCAAACACUUCACAGAAUUCAAACUGGUGUGGCUAUCCCCUGCCUGGGGUGUUGGUUUCUGUGCUUCCCAUAGGUGAAGUGCCCGUACCUUCAGCAUGUCAGGCGGAGAGGAAAGGGGUCUUGCAUUCCAUCCUAUUACAUCAGGAAAAGAUUUAGAAAUGAAAGUAAAAGAAAUAGACCUACUGUGUUAGACUCCUAGAGACUUUAUGGAAAACCAGCUUAUGUAUUCUCCAGUGUGAUGGGUUGAGUAAUGAUUGUAUCGUUCAGGAAAACAGGUCACAGCAGGAGGCUGCAAGGUCUGUGUGGCCUGUGUGCCCUGUGUGGCCUGCGGGGCCUGUGGGCACAGGAGAAGCCAAGGAAGAGCACACAGCAGCUGUUCUUCAACCCAUAACAGCAAUUUUUAUUCACUUUGUCAUGCUUUCAUGCGUUCACCAUGUUUAAUAAAUGGAC